Messenger RNA from Oncorhynchus nerka (sockeye salmon), 5638 nucleotides. Its product is annotated as zinc finger protein 664-like. NCBI's taxonomy places the organism in Eukaryota, Metazoa, Chordata, Actinopteri, Salmoniformes, Salmonidae. The transcript is spliced from 2 exons. Bases 13 to 1341 code for a protein of 442 amino acids. Gene Ontology annotation, biological process: regulation of transcription by RNA polymerase II. The record is from RefSeq and is a predicted model, not a curated record. Gene Ontology annotation, molecular function: DNA-binding transcription factor activity; RNA polymerase II cis-regulatory region sequence-specific DNA binding.
ACAUUCCCGACCAUGAGCUCACUAAGGUUCUCCCCUCCUGCUGAAAAAGAGGAGGUCUGCUGGACGGAAAAAGAGGGACUGUGGCUGAACGUUGUUGUGAAAGAGGAGGCAGAGGAGGAUGUCACAAUACAAAAACAAGUGGAGGGUGAGGCUGUUACAGUGAAAGAAGAAGAGAAAGACGUUUCAGUUAAAGAAGAAGAAGACGCGUUCAGAGUGAAAGAGGAAGAGGAUGUUACAGUAAAAGAAGAGGAGGAAGAGGAUGAUGCAUGUUUUCGAGUGAAAGAGGAGGAGGAGGAGAUGACUGUGACAUUGAAAAAAGAGGAGGAAACUGGAUAUCUGGGCUCGGUUUCCCAAAGACAUGUUAAGGCAUCCAAUGGUUCUAAAGUUGAACGGGCCCUGAUUAAUACUAGAGAGAGACAGGACUAUCGUGGAUCCUCUGGGGAGUCGACAGGAGAGAGAUGUGAGUAUCCUGGGUCCUCUGGGGAGUCCCAACAACAACAUGAUGCUGAAGAGGCAGAGAAGAGUCUCUUCAGAUCAGAACACCUCAAGAAACACCAGCAGAGACCCACAUUGACGAAUCCUUACUGCUGCUCUGACUGUGAGAAGAAUUGCAAAUCUUCAUCAGAACUUAAAAUACACCAGAGAAUCCACACAGGAGAAAAGCCGUACCACUGCUCUCAUUGUGGAAUGAGUUUCUCUAGAUCAUAUUCAUUGAAAACACACCUGCUAAUUCACACAGGAGAGAAAUCUUAUAGCUGUACUCAAUGUGGAAAGAGUUUUACUACAUCUUCCAAUCUGACUAAACACCAGAAAACACACACAACAGAGAAACCUUAUAGCUGUGAUCAAUGUGGGAAGAGUUAUGGUACAGCUAGCUAUCUGACUUUACACCAGAGAACACACACAGGAGAGAAAUCUUACAGCUGUGAUAAAUGUGAUAAGAGUUAUGUUACAUCUAGCUCUCUGACAGUACACCAGAGAACACACACAGGAGAGAAACCAUUUAGCUGUAAUCAAUGUGGGAAGAGUUUUACUACAUCUAGCUCUCUGAAGGUACACAAGAGAACACAUACAGGAGAGAAACCCUGUAGCUGUACCCAAUGUGGAAAGAGUUUUACUAGGUCAAGCUCUCUGCAAAUGCACCAGAGAAUACACACAGGUGAGAAACCAUAUAGCUGUAAUCAAUGUGGGAAGAGUUUUACUCAGCCAAAUGGACUGAUAUUACACCAGCGCACACACACAGGAGAGAAACCAUAUAGUUGUACUCAAUGUGGGAAGAGUUUUAUACAGCCAAGCUGCCUGAAAGUACACCUGAGAACGCACACAGGAGAGAAAUCUUAACACUGCUCUGACUGCGACAAGAGUUUUGUUAGCUUAAGUGAUUUAAAAUCGCACUAGAGAACACAUACACAGGAGAGAACCCUUAUAGCUGUGAUCAAUGUGACAAACGAUACUUUGAUAAAAGAUCUCUGAUCAGACAUCAGAAAAUACAUAAAUGAAAGUUGUUUUAAUAAUGUCACAAUGUAGAACCUAAACGUUUGUCCCCUGUUCUAUUGAUUUCAACAUGAUAUGGAUAUUAGCCUCACAGAAAAAUCCAGGCUCUGAAUUGAAAGAGUACUAUUUAUAUGAUUUAACAAAAAGUGACGUUACACUUACCACGUUGGUGACCCACUUGAAUCAAAAUGCAACACUUCAAAAUGUACAGUUGAAGUCGGAAGUUUACAUACACCUUAGCCAAAUACAUUUAAACUCCGUUUUUCACAGUUCCUGACAUUUAAUCCUAAUUAAAAUUCCCUGUUUUAGGUCAGUUAGGAUCACCACUUUAUUUUCAGAAUGUGAAAUGUCAGAAAAAUAGUAGAGAGAAUGAUUUAUUUCAGCUUUUAAUUAUUUCAUCACAUUCCCAGUGGGUCAGAAGUUUACAUACACUCAAUUAGUAUUUGGUAGCAUUGCCCUUAAAUGUUUUAACUUGGGUCAAAUGUUUUGGGUAGUCUUUCACAAGCUGCCCACAAUAAGUUGGGUGAAUUUUGGCCCAUUCCACGUCAAAGAGCUGGUGUAACUGAGUCAGGUUUCUAGGCCUCCUUGCGCGUACACACUUUUUCAGUUCUGCCCAAAGAAUUUCUAUAGGAUUGAGGUCAGGGCUUUGUGAUGGCCACUCCAAUACCUUGACUUUGUUGUCCUUAAGCCAUUUUGCCACAACUUUGGAAGUAUGCUUGGGGUCAUUGUCCAUUUGGAAGACCCAUUUGCGACCAAGCUUGAGCUCUGUCCUGGGCAGGUGCUCUAUCCAAGUUUUAACUUCCUGACUGAUGUCUUGUUGCUUCAAUAUAGCCACCAAAUUUUCCUUCCUCACGAUGCCAUCUAUUUUGUGAAGUGCACCAGUCCCUCCUGCAGCAAAGCACAAACAUAACGAUGGUCAUUAUGGCCAAACAGUUCUAUUUUUGUUCCAUCAGACCAAAAAGUACGAUCUUUGUUCCCAUGUGCAGUUGCAAACCGUAGUCUGGCUUUUUUAAGGCUGUUUUGGAGCGUUGGCUUCUUCCUUGCUGAGCGGCCUUUCAAGUUAUGUCAAUAUAGGACUCGUUUUACUGUGGAUAUAGAUUAUUUUGUACCUGUUUCCUCCAAAAUCUUCACAAGGUCCUUUGCUGUUGUUUUGGGAUUGAUUUGCACUUUUCACACCAAAGUACGUUCAUCUCUAGGAGACAGAACGUGUCUCCUUCCUGAGUGGUGUGACGGCUGCGUAGUCCAAUGGUGUUUAUACUUGCGUACUGUUGUUUGUACAGAUGAACGUGGUACCUUCAGGCAUUUGGAAAUUGCUCCUAAGGAUGAACCAGACUUGUGGAGGUCUACAAUUUUUUUCUGAGGUCUUAGCUGCUUUCUUUUGAUUUACCAAUGAUGUCAAGCAGAGGCACUGAGUUUGAAUGUAGGCCUUGAAAUACAUCCACAGGCACACCUCCAAUUGACUCAAAUUAUAUCAAUUAGCCUAUCAGAAGCUUCUAAAGCCAUGACAUCAUUUUUGGGUAUUUUCCAAGCUGUUUAAAGGAACAGUCAACUUAGUGUAUGUAAACUUCUGACCCACUGGAAUUGUGAUACAGUGAAUUAUAAGUUAAUUAAUAUGUCUGUAAAUAAUUGUUGGAAAAAUGACUUGUGUCAUGCACCAAGUAGAUGUCCUAACCGGCUUGCCAAAACUAUAGUUUGUUAUCAAGAAAUGUGUUGAGUGGUUGAAAAAUGAGUUUUAAUGACUAAGUGUAUGUAAACUUCCGACUUCAACUGUAGCUAGCUGUUUACCACGUUGGUGACCCACUUGAAUCAAAAUGCAACACUUCAAAAUGUAGCUAGCUGUUUUCUACUAAGUUGUCCUCUAACCAGUGAUGUACACAUUAUUCCCAGAUUUCAUGUGGUUUUUGAGCUGUUAGGUUUAACAGGACGUGCAAUCUCAUCUCCCCCUUUUUCGCGCAAUUGAUUUCAACGUGAUCUCGAUGAGUGAUGACAAAUAAGUGUUGCGUUCCUUUGUUUAGCGACCCCUACAUUUAAAUGCAUCACUCCAAAAUGUGGCUGACUGCCUUCUCCAGGUUGUCCUCUAACCAGUGAGGUAAAAGAUAUCUCCCAUUUCCAUGUGUUUUUGUUUAGUUGUGUUAGUUUCAACAGCAUGUAGAACUGAUUUCCCCCGUAAUCGAUAUCAGUGAUGUAUUGCUACUUGUAAAAAACAACAGCGUUUCUGGUGCUUGUGCAGUUUAAAAGGUAAUAUGUGUAAAUAAUAGAUUUAAUGUUUAGGUUUUCAAUUUAUCACAAACUGUUUCUGCAUAUUAGUUGUUGAUUUGGACACCCCACUUAAUGUAAUUGAAAAGACGUUGAAAAUAAGACUAUGCCCAAUACAUGCUCGGUUGUAGUUGAAAGUGAAAAUUGAGAUGUUUUUCUGGUCGUUUUUUCAAUGACUUGAAAACAACUUAAUUUCAACGUACUUGCAGCCUAUACACAUGGACGCAGUAUAAGAAAUUGGUCUAUUAUCAAUUGUAUUAACAAUCUUACAACACCACUAUUUCUUGACAACAUUCAAUUGGAAAUUGUCUUUAUUCUAAAAUCACCUUAUAUUUCAAACAUCAGCCUGACAAAAGACAUGUUUUAUUAUUCCAUGCCUCACCAUUACGUUAAUUAUUGCCAAAACAUAUUAACAAAGGGGUGUACAUUUGGUUUUGAUGUUUCAUAUUUACAAUUCAUGUAACAUUUAGUAAUCAUAAUUGUUUAUGCAACAAACUGACAAUAUUUGGGUACAAUUAUAUUGACAUUGUUGCCCUGCUUUUAGAAUAUCAGGGUUCAUUCUCAGAUGUGCAAAUCCAAAUGUACUAGAGCAUGACAUUGGGGACUGGGCCCCGAUCCAACAACAUGCCUGUUGAGUGAACCCUGAAAAGAGAAAGAAUCUCCACAGUGAGGUGGAAAGUUACUACAGAUAUUGCAGGAGUUUCCUCUUGAAAUCAGACAUGUCUGUGGUAAGGACAACUUGGUUGCUGAUUGUCUCUGGGGUGGGCAGUCAAAAAGAUUUGUGUUGUGAUCACAAUUUGUUUUGGUUGCAUGUUUUUCCGUAUUGGAGAUGAUGUUUGUUUGGGCUCGUUCCAAGGGGACAAGAGUUCUAGAAGCUAGCUAGUUUUAGGAAGACGAGAGUUCUAGAAACGAGUGAGUUUUUCAAAAAAUAAGAUUGUAGAAAAAAUAUAUAUAUUUAGACGUGUUUUUUCCUGUUUUUAAUUGUUGACAGCCAGUAGACACCAUGUUUAUAUUGGUGAAGCAUUGUAGUUGAUUAAUGUGAAAUGUUGUUUUCUGUAGGAGGUGAGCAAAUUUGUCCAAGAAAAAUAUGGGAUAUAUUUGUUCUCUUAAGGUGUUACAGGCUUUGGUUUUUCCAUUUUUGUUUUGAGGUUGGACUUUAGCACGUAUAGCUCGUUAGCACGUAUGACGCACUGAUUGGUGUCACCUCGUUAGUCAGUAUGUGUUACACCAGUGCUGGCUUGUCCAUCUUGUUAGUGGGAAGGUGUUUCACCUGAGCUGGUCCAGGUUAUAUAUAAGACUGUCUGGCCCAGUGCUCCAGUUGUCUUGAUAGAUGUGGAGAGUCAACACCUUUAGUUGCUCCACCUUUUUGGAUAAAGAUGUUUUCAUUUCAGGUUGAAGCUUCUUUCUGAAGAGAGCUUAUUUUUUGAAAAUGAAUCAAUACAAGCAAACAAGAUCGUUUCCGGGGAUUGGUAUGGCAAAUACCUUACGAUUUGCCUGGACUGAAAAGGAGAUGGAACCGUGGAGUAGAGAGACAUUUGGAAGGACCAUUUUGAUGGGAUGCCUCAGGAUAGAGGUGAAGGAAGUGCUCUGCCUUCAAGGGAACCCGAAUGAGAAGGCUUUCGAUGUGACGUUUCACAAAGAAGAAAAACAUGACGAAGUAAUGAAGAUGGCAAAGGAAGCGGAGAAAACGGGACCCCUGUGCCAUUAUGCGGUGACCAGCCUGGCGAAGAACAACUUCAGGGUGGUCACCGUAACCAUGUACAAUCUGCAUGUGAAGGAUGAAGAGGUGAGGGCCUUUCUGGGGAGAUAUAUGGACAAUGUCUCCUCAGCGAGGUACCUCAGGGACUCCCUGGGUUUCUGGAACGGAAAGAGAGGUUUCCAGGCGUUA